AUGGCGGCGGGAGAGGUUUUUCCUAUCUCCUGCGUUAGAAUGUUACAGUCACCUAGCCCGUCUUUACAAAACAGCAUCAAAUUUUCAUACAGUGGAAGAUACUUCAGUGCACUGUGCGAUUUCGGAGCUGUCCAAGUUUGUCAACUGAAAGGUAAAAUUGGGAGGAUUGGUCGAGGCAAUUGAGUUUCAGGUGGCCGAUAAACAGAAAAAUCGUAGAAAGAAGUGUUUGUUAUGUUAGCAGUUUCUUGACACAGUCCUUUCGCUAAACUGCAGUUUAGUUGAAUAUUAUAUAAAUUAGCUAUUUGUUUUCUAUGUUUGUGGGGUAGUGAAGCACAGGCCUUUAGAUUGCAGUCCGGCCAUCAUUGUCGCGUUUGCAACCACACGUGAUAAGGCGACCAUUUUGGCUGACAAAACAGUACAAACUUUUCGCAGAAUUUUAAAAUUUCCAUCGGAGAAAUGUUUUUCUUGUUAAUAAAUAUGACCACCAUGAUAUCAGCUGUAAACCACCAACUGAGAUUUUUGAUCUGGGAUUUGCUUUGCCGGGGCCGCCCCUUAUUUUAAGAUCAACGUAAGACUUGGCUUGAAGGUCCGAAAAAAUACAUUUUUUGCAACCGGCCCCCCUUUCAUCUCAGGGUCUGGAUGACUGCCCCCUCCCCUUAUCUAAAGGUCCAGAUCCGCCACUGAAAUGUACCAUAUUUUAUCCAAUAAAAGCCAUCGCUUGAUUAAUGGCCUUCCUCGAAUAAUCCCUCCCCCUUUGACAAAAAAUAGUAACAUUGCUUCCCUCAAGGAAGUUGCAUUUGAGGUGAUGCAAUUUCUAUAUAUUCUUUUUAGUCCUUCCAGAUGAUUUUUAUACACUUCAUAGCUGUCCCUUCUCCCAAAAUGUUAAACUUACAAGUAACAGUCUUGUGACUUUGUUGUGAGCUUCAGGAGCAAUGGUGGUGCAGUGGUCAGAUAAACUGUUCACAGUCCCCUGUUUUCCGUAGGGAUCGUCGAGAUUGCGCGCUUUGCGUUAUGGGCUGCAAUCAGGGUUGUCUCUAAGAUUUCAAGUUGCCGGGUAAACACAACAAGUAGGCGGGGAAUCAAACAGCUAGGGAUUUCUUUUGGUUCUAUUUUUCUUCUAUUUUCCAAUAAAAGUAGCAGGGAGCCACUCUCUUAGUAGCCGGGGAAAAUCCCCGGCCUCCGGCUCUUAAUGAUAACCCUGUGCCAUCUUGUAUGAGUGUCAAAACUACUUAGGGGGCAGGGGAGAUCACUCACCACCCACCAAUGUGGCUUGGGUUCGAAUCCUGGCAUCGAUGCCAUGUGGGUUGAGUUUGUUGCUGGUUCUCUCUCUCUCUUUCUCCGAGAGGUUUUUGUCUGGGUUCUCCAGUUUUCACCUCUCUUUAAAAACCAACACUUUCAAAAAUCCAAUUUGAUCUGGAAUGCACAGACACGUUUCAACAAGUUGAGAACAACUAAGAACUCCUAAGUGCACUGUGGGUAAACAAAUAAUUUUACAUUUUUUUUACAAUUUGAUGACCUAUCUCACACUCUCAUGAGUUGACAAUAUUGAUUUCUCACUCUUUCUCGAAAAGUCACACUCCAAUAAACUUUUGGAGCAGCUAUAGGGUAUAUGCGUCCAAGUAAGAUACAUGGAUAUAGUAAACUCAAUCCAAAGAAAACACCUAAUGACCUCAUUUGAUUACCUGGUAGUAAAGGCAUGAAUUGCCUAAUUGGUGCAUUGUUUACAUUCUUCAUCCUCUCGUGACUUGCCACUGCCACCAAAUGCACAGAUGUCUUUGUAGUUUUGUCAUGCAAAUUAGUCUGGGAUAGAGCAUAGAAAUCAGAGGAUUUUGUUAUCCAGUGGGGUUAUCAGAAAUUUACAUUGGGCUGGCUGGCCAGCUUAGCAUUGCUACCAUGUAGUGGUGGGUGGGAAAUUACGUUUGUUUUGUUUAAAACGUUGACAUAAAAUGAAGAAAAAUUUCUGCUUUUACAUCCUAGACAUUGACAACAAUUUCACGGUUACUCCAGUAAAAAGGCUCACAUUUGACAAAGGUGAACACCUUGAAAGCCAUACCUGGUCCAGCGAUGAUGAAAUUUUUGCUGUGGCUGGACACAAGAUCUAUCUGUUUGAAGUAAGUCCACUGGAACAGUUAAAUAUUUUUGAUAUUAGCUCCUGAGAUGGGUGACUGUAAAGGUCAUUUUAUUUAUACACCGGGUGUGAAAGUUUCCAUUAAUAUAUUUUUUUAUUAAUGGAAAGGGGUCAGGGGUCCUCCUCUAAAAUUACCAUUAGCCUGUGAACAGGCAAAAAGAGUAUGGGCAAAAAAAGGGCAAGUGAUCUACGUUUCUCCCUUCCUCCCUUCCUGUCUGCUCAUGCUUUCUUCCUUUCUCUUCACCCUAAUCCUCGCUAAAGAACCUGAUUAAUACUAAGGUUAAGUGACAAUGACAAAGUUUCUUGCUGGUGGGAAAUAAGGUAGACCUACAGCUGUAGUGUAUACUUUAUGGUUAAUGAGCUAGAUUACCCUAAAAUGCCUCUGCACUUUCUACUUUUAUUUGACAGGGCUUCUGAUAUUUCGCGCGGUCGCGGACCCGCGAAAUUCAGGUAUUUCCGCGAAAUCCCGCGAAAUUCCCCAAAAAACGCGAAAUACCGCGAAAUCCGCCAGAAAUAUUUCCAAAUACAUGUCGGCAAAACGUAUUUAAUACUUAUCUUGGCUAUUAGACCGGUUUUAUUCACCCCAAACGUCCAAAUUUAGCUUGAAACUUCGUCACUUCAACGAGUAAACAACGUCCCAAAACUACCAGGCGUUUUUAGAUGAACGUUGCGAAAAACUGGGCACUAACCAUAAUGUUAAAAGCUUUAACAUUCGCUCAUUUCUCGAGCUAACUGUUGUUGAAAGAGCAAAUGAUUAUCCCUGUUAAAAAAAAACGUUCACUAACGCUGGUGAUAUCGACGCAAAAUUGAUCGAUUUUAGCGAAAUUUGCCAAAAAAAACCCCAGCGAAAUCGGCUGUUUUUUACUGAUUGUUUCUUGGCGAAGUUUGCCCCCGAAAUUUCCCGUGAAAUCGGCCGAUUUUCCUAAGAAUUUGCCCCUGAAAAUCCUUCGAAAAUUGACUUUUUCCCGCUAAAAUCCCGUGAAAUCGGCCGAUUUUUCCGCGAAUUUGCCCCUGAAAAUCCCGCGAAAUUUUGCUUUUUUUUCCGCGAAAUAUCAGAAGCCCUGAUUUGAGAGAUUCAUCUUUUUAUAACCAUGUAUAUAAACUCCGUUCUCCUGUACAUGUAAGCAUUAAGUUCCUAGUUUUGAAUCUUCCAAAAACAAACAUAACUCAUCUAAGCUACCUUGACAAGCUUAUCAUUCGAAAGCUGGUAAAGCAUUUGCCCUUGUUGCAAGAAUGUAGAUUCUUUGGCUGCCAAAUUUGCAUUAUUUUAAUGUUCCCGCUUGAUACUUAAAUGAAGUUGCACUUAACCCUUUAAACCCUAACAUCAAAAUUCAAAUUCUCAUUUGUUAUCCCUCUACAUUUUUAAUAGAAGUAGUAAGGAGAAUUUGUUGAAGUAUCAAUUAGAUUCAUCUUGUGUGAUCAUGUCCUUAAUUCUCAUGACCACUCUGUUUUAUAAAGCAGUGAUAUUACAUGGAGAAAUUUGACGCUGAUCACUCUUAGGGCUUAGAGGGUUAAGGUAGUUCUUCUGCUUUCUGAAGUUAAAAUGGUGAUGUGCUGUAGAAUAAUUCUAGUACUUUUGUGUGUGUACUGUGUGUGUGUGUUUUUUUUACGCUCCACUGAAUCAACAUAUUUCAAGAAAACAUUUACAAAUCUAAAAAUUAUGUAACUAUUUUGUGCAGAAACUUUUAUUUGUGGAUUGUGAAAAAAAUGCAAAGUCAGAGAAAAGCAUAAUGCAACACAGUUUUUACUAAUUUGACUAUUAUAUACUGCAAAGUGAAUAGUGCUUUUUGCAUAUGCUGUUUGGCUAGCGUGAAAGUGACCAAUUACUUUUCACCUCUAAGGAGAUGAAAGAAAUAAAAAAAUAAAAAUAAAAAAUAAAAAACCUUUAAAGACCUGAACUCUGGACACUAAGACUGGUGUAGUCUAUGCAAAGGACAUGACACACAACAAAAAGGCAGCAAUUGACAGGAUAAGCUUAUAAAAUCUGCCAGAGCUGUGGGCACUAGGAACUCCACUAACACAAGGCUUAGAAGCAGGUUCAGUAUAUGUCAUAUCCAGGAACCUCUUAAAGCUUCCUGGGAAAUCAGUGAAAUAGCCAUCAAUCUGGGUAUUCAAGAAGGUUUGAUAUUCAUUGUAAGGAUCCUGACUGUAAUUCCAGGCCAAAUACUUGUUUUCAUUUCUGAAUGUGAAUGCGUGGACCUUCAAGUUGUUGUUGUGUGCAUUAGUGACAAAAUCCGUGGUACUUUGUAGAUUGUUUUGAUCGACUGGAAUAAUAUUAUUCUUCCAUACACCAAUACCAGAACAAAUACUUGAAAGAUUUUUCAUUUUAUCCUGCUCAUUUGGUGGUCUGUAAUCAUAUAACAUCACCAAAGGUAACCUUGUUUUUGUUGACAAAGACCUGAUGCUUUCUUCACUGAAUGACUGGACAAAACACAGGGCAUCUUUCUCACGAUAUCCAUUAUUAUGCAGUACCUCAACAAAGAGAUCUUCAAAGGUGGUGUUAGCGUCACGGAUAAUAUCCAAAGAAUUGACCCACUCUGGACUCUUGAGCUCAGGGUAAAUUCCAACCUUUCUGUCUGCAGAUUUGGCAACUCGAAUGUAUUCUUCAAGUGUAGGUAUCUGGUACAUGUCAUCAAAACUAUGAUCUCUGAAAGGGUACUUUUGUCUAACACGGAUUGUCUUAAGCUCUUCCAGGGUGAGAUCAACUGUAAAUAUAUCUGUGACAGUCUUGUUUGGCAUGUCACCAGAUGCUGGUAUAUUAUAAGUCUUCACUCUUGAUCGGAGGGUUUGAUUUUGCCAUAUAUUCGUUGUUUCAUUCAACCAGCUCUCGUGGCGACAAACAAGUUUUAGGUCCUUGGUGAUGGAGACGUCACAUUCAAUGAAGUCAGCCCCUUCCUUGAUAGCUAGCCUUUAGGAAAAAAAAGGAAAAGCAAAAAAACCUUUAGAGAGAUGUUCCCACAUACAUUUGCUUAAUUUAAUGCACCUUUCCAUGGGUUUUGAACAGGUUGUUAUUUUCAAUGAAAUGGAAGAGUAGGUCACUCACUGAGGUGCAACAGGAGGUUGACCAUUAUUGCGAAUAAUAGCCUAUUGUUCAAUUCAGUGGCCACAAUAAUUUUGACCUUCUGGUUGUAAAACAAUGGAAUAGUUCAUUUAAUCAUAUAAUGCCCUACUCCUCGGCCUCAGGCCUGGGGCAUUUAACAGGGUUCACAGUCUUAAAAAGUCCUUGAAUUCCAUUUUUCCCUGAAAAGUCCCUAAAUUUCUGUGCAAGUCCUUAAAAAGCCCUUGAAUUUUUUUCAACUUUGAAUGUAGUGGCCUGGAAAGAGUUUUUUGAUGCUUUUUGGUUGUCCAAGACAAAAUAUAAAUCAUAGCUCAGAGAAUUUAAAGGUUAUUUACAUAAAGUGCUCUAUGCUUUAUGCAAUAAUUAACUAGUGAACUGACAAUGUAGAGAAGUUGGUAAAGCAAACAGUUUAAGCCUUAAAGUCUUAUUAGAAUAGACUGGGAAUGUGUAUUUUUGUACAAAUCUGUGAAAUUAUAUUCGUAGUAGGUGGUCCUUGAAAAUCUAAUGUGAUCCUUGAAAAGUCCUUGAAAAUUGUUUGCAAUUUUUUGUAUGAACCCUGUUUAUGCAGAUGUGAUAAAGUGAAACCUCUUCUUUGGGACCCCUUAUUCCAGGAGACACCUCCUGUCCGUAGUUUUCUGAAAUUGAAAUGUUUGUUUUUGUUUUUUGUUUUGCCUUACGGAUGUGUUUCUUAGGGCUAUCACAUAGAAUUAGCUGUUUCUUAUAUCAUAAUUAUGUGGUUUAAAGAUAAAUCGUUUUUACUCUUCUAAACUUUAAAAAAUAGAUCAAUAUGUCAUUAUAGGAAAAUGAACGCUGUAUCAAAUCAAUCAACACUGUCAGUUCUAAUCUGGAACAAAAACAAAGAACGAAUGUUCAUGAUGUGUAUAGGUUAACAUGGUCGAGCGAUAUAUUCGGAGGUAAUCAACUGGCAUGAUCCUUUUGGAAAUACAGUAGAUCACUUUCGAAGGAGUUGGGUUGUUACUCAUUCUCAAAAGUUCCACAAACAAGUUUUAUAUUUGUAUAAAGAACAAUAGUUUUAAAAUAUUCCAGUAUACUUCACAUGUAUUGUUAGUUACUGUUGUUCACUUACAUGUAAACAGAACAUUUGGAGUCUUAAUUUUAUUGCCUUACAACUUUUCAAUGACCUUAGAAUGUUAUACUUUAAAUGCAUCGAGCAUUUUCCAAAUUAUUCGCAUCAUUGAUGCCACAACAAUAUUGAGAAAAAUGCCAAUAUCAGCCGUUACAUAAUACAUGUAUAAUCAAGCGCAUGCUAAUCAAAUCUUUCGCUUUAAAUAGCAACGGCUAAAGUUAACCUGGCGAUCUUUUAGCACGCGUUUUCUCAUUAGAAUGAAGCUACAACAGGGUGAAUUUGCAAUUCCUAAGCGCUUUGCUUUCUAUAGAUAUCGCCAGUCGUCAAGGUUGUUCGGUUGUUACUGUACUUCCAGCCGACGAGUUUGUUGUUAGUCUCACCUGUAGGCUUCUAGGGUGUGUUCUGGGAGCCGACCGGAACUCCCUCGAUGACCAAUGUUUACAGGUCUAGUGGCUGGUUUUUCAGCAGCAACAUAAGAAGUCAGGCAGAGCAGCGUUAAAGGUAUAAGUAGCCACAGCUUCUUCAUGACUUUCCUCGUCUUGUAGAGUGGUGAAGGGUUCAAACGUUUUGUUCGAGUCAAAACAGAACACUUUAAAUUGAUUCCGACAAGUCAAUUGUGGACUAGCCAAUCACAACAAAGUUGAACUUCCACACAAACACCGGAAAUUCCUAAUGCGUUCAGUAAAAAAAUAACAAAGAAAUAAGUAAUGUAACAGUUUCAAAGUGCACGUUGUUAAUCCCCAAAUUUUGCAAAGCGAUUUUUCUCAACUUCUCCUGGGCAUUACAGUCGUCCCAAGAGAAAGCAAAAACAAAGUUUCCAAGAUUUUUUGGGGGAGGGGCGGGGGGUAUUGUAGGUCCUGCUGUAAUUAAACAAAAGAAGCUAGGCGAUUGAACGCUUUGAUUGGUUAUAAUUUAUACAAAUUGAAAAUGUUCGUAACUCGAUCCUACUAAUUGAAGUACAGUCCAUUUAGGUCCAUUUAGGUCCGUCCACGCUAAUGCGUUUUCGUUUACAUUUCGUUGACGUUUUGCGUUUUCGCAUACAUUUCGAUGCGGUUAGGCUUCCCGUCCUCACUAAAUCGCUGAGCGUUUUUAUCGAAAACGCAACGAUUUGAAAACGCUCGUGAAAGUCGGGAUCAAAACGGAAAGGCGUACAUAUCGUUUUUGUGUGGACGGUCGAAAACGGUCGAAAACGCGUCAAAAUAGAAACUAUGAUCGAAAAUAUCGCAGGCGCGUGUGUUUGUAGCAUGCGCAUAGAGUUCAACUUACGUCACAACUUGCAGCUCUAUCAUUUUUGAACGUUUUAGUGUGGACGGUCGAAGGUAGCGUGGACGCGAAUCGGUCGGUGCGUUUUCGAUGACAACGAAAACGCAUACCAAUGAAAGCGCAUUAGUGUGGACAGAGCCUUGGCCUAUUGUACACGCAACAACAACAACAACAACAACAACAGGCUUUUGAGGCUUUAUUUGCAUGACUAUUGCAAAUACAGUAUUGCAAAAGCGAUUUCAUAACUUAUUGAUAACUUAAAAUCAAAAUUAAAAUGAAGUAAAUCCUUGCUUAUUUUAAACUAUUCAGUCAUACUUUAGGGAUUGUUAUUCCGUAGCUGAGUUUUUUAUCUCUCAGUUCGAAGAAUGAUGAAACAAUUAAAAAAAAAAGAGUAUUCAUAAAAUGAUCAGUUAAGUUCAUUAGAUGCGAUAAUAAAGUUUCUUUUGGUAACAGUCGUGGAAAUGGUACAUGUACCAGGUUCUAUUUUUUUAAGUGAGGAACAUAUCUCUUAUAGAAGAUAAGCUUGCGCAUUUAAGUAAAAUUUGAGUUUCAUCUUCAACGGUUUUACAGCUACAGAGUCAUAGGCAUAGCUUGUUUUUUCGUUGUUUCAGCAUUUUACAAGCUUAUGUAAUCAUUUACUAUUACUACCCCCGUGGGGAAGUUACUGCCUAUGAUGACCUAUAAGGUGAGGUUCCGCCCAAAAGCCAUAGAGGGGUACCUUUGUCAGGCUUGAUAAAGGGUAGGAAUUUUACUUGUUAAAGUAUAUCAUUGGGUGGGGAAAUCUGUCAUUUAGGUAUUACAGGGUCUUAAAUUACAAUAUGUCGAACAGACGCACCUUUUGGCAGUUUUAUUUUAAUUCGUUAAACGUUACAUUACGAGGUCCUCUAAAGGAACAAAUUGAGGAUCUUUGUACUUGAUGGGCGGAAGAUAUGACAUAGAUUCCCCACCAUUAUGCAGGCCGGGGCCGUACAGGACAUCUGCUACCGCUUGUAACUGUAAGUUUCAUUCUUUUUGUCUUUUUUAGGUUUUAAAGGACUUUUCCAGCCUUCGCGUCAUUCCGUUGUACUACAUGCCGAAAGAUAUUUCCUUAAUAAUGUAUCAGAAUUCCUCCUCCGUCAACAAGGUAACUCCCCUUUCUUAACAGCACGCUUUCCUAACGGCAAACCGGGCAAUUUGUCAGGUAUACACAAACAGCUUCUCUGGUUAAUCAUGCGGUAGAAGACUAUUGUAAACAUGUAAUUGAGAGCCCUAUUGCAGGGCUAUUGAUAAGUUAAAAAGAUAAAGAAAGGGGGUAAAGGAAAAGGAGAACAAGCAAAAACAUGCCAUGUUAUCUAUUACACAGUAAGUUUAUGUAUUGUAAUCCGGGUUUGACAGGUUUUUUUGGCCUAUGGAUGACCGGCGAAAGAAACAGCGGCUGGACUUGGUGGAACAAAAUUUGACGUAAUUUUAUCAGAAGCAAAAAUAAAUCUCUUAAUAGAUCUUUUGGUCGAUAAUAUUUGCUCAUUACUGGCAUUGCCUUGCCCGUUUUCACGAUGGCGGCUACCCACAAAAUCCGUGAAAUAACCACGCUUGUUAUAUACCUACCGUAAGCGCGGACUAAGGGCCUGUUUACAUGGAGGUGUGGGACCCCAGGUAGGUGGGGUAACCCGCUUGUCCAUGAAAUCUCUCAUUUUAAUUUGAUCACGUUUAUUUACAUGUUAGGUGGAGUGACCCACCACAUGUUACCUCACCUAUCUGGGGUCCAAUCCCCCCCCCCACUUCCACUUUCAUGUAAACAGACCCUAAGAUAUAGGAUAUCUACUUUAUAGUUGUACAGUCUAGCUGUGGCAGGGCCAAACGGAGUCGAGCUGUAUCAAAUGAAGACAGGAGACCCACUAAGCGUAGUAUGUAUGAAUGUAUGAAAUAUUUCUAUUUCUCAGUAGUUUACCCAUUCCUUUCUUUUUCUGUCGCAUAAACUUAAACUUGCUUUCAUUUCCAGGAAGAGUCUUCAUCGCUGCAUUCUGAUCUGGCCAUUGCAUUGGUGCAGUUUUCCCCCGAUGAACAGUACUUGGCCGUGGUAUGUAGGUUUCAUUUUACAUCUAACCCCGACUCCCUUGACGCUUUUUCAGGAGCUUAAAAGAGCUCGAGCAUAAGUACAGUAGAAGUACUUUCUCAGAUCACAUACGCACUUCCAGUAUAUGGAGUCAGCCAGGUAGCGGAUUUUAAACACCAUACAAUGUUUUUUAAAAAGAUGCAAUAAGCGACGUUGCACUUCUGAGUUAAUUAAUAUCUAUGACCUUUUAGAGAAGUGUGACCCCAGGUUGUUCACCAAAAUUAUGAACAAUGUUAACCAUCCAUUAUAUGCCCUUUUGCCGAUAGUCAAAGAGUCAUCCAAGAAAUAAAGAUCACAAACAAGUCAAUUACCACGGAUUAAUACAGAACGUUUUAAGAACUGCUAUUUUAAUAGAAUAAGGUUUCAAUACAGCUUGGCAAUUUAACAAUAUAGGUAUCCAAUGUUUUAUCAGGUUUAUAUAAUAAUUGUGAAUGAUCUGUGCGAUUUUCAUGAUUUGUAUACUUUUACUCUCUGUAACGUUUGUUAUGUAUUUUAACGGGCGAGAUAAAGACAUUUAUUAUUAUUAUUGUUAUUAUUAUUAUUAGUUUAUCUCCGAAUAAGCAAGGAUUUGAGUGGGUUAUGACCCUUUGAGCCCUAAUAUUCACAUGGAAAUUCUCCCAACUGAUCUCUAUACAUUUCCUUACCGAAUUAGUUUGGAGAAUUUGAAAAGCGAGAGCAUUUUCCUGUGCUGAUCAUUUUAUCAGUUCUCAUAACCUCUUCUCUUGAUUGCGUAUUGAAAAUGUUUGGAGAAAAUAGAUGUUUGUCACUCUUGGCACUUAAAUGGUUAAGAUCCCCUUUUCAUUGCAGCUGCUUAUUAUUUGUUUAUAAAUUGCAGGCUGCACUGGAUGGGCAUUUUGGUAUCUGGACUGUUUCAAGCUUGGACACCGAUCAGAAAGGUCACUCUUCUUCCUCUGAAGGCUGGUUUUCACUAGCGACGGAGUCGGAGUCGUAAACGGAGUCGCAAGAGCGCUUAUGACCUAGUGAAAAUUCAAAAUCGGAGUCGUAGGUGGAGUCAUAAGUGCGACGGAAUCGGAGUCAGAAGAAUCAGAACGUUUCCAUGUUCUUCCGACUCCGCUUAUGACUCCGUCGCUUAGGUCCGCUUAUGAUCUGGUGAAAACGAGAUUGUCGGAGUCUAUAGCAGAAGCGGAAGGAUAAACCAAUCACAAUGCACAUUCCCACGCUUUGUGAUUGGUUUAGUUCUUCCGCUUCUGCUUGCGACUCCGACGACCCAGUUUUCACUUGAUCGUAAACGACCGAUCGUAAGUGGAAUCAGAACGCUGUUUUCACAAGAUCGUAAAGUUGCUUCUGAUUACGACUCCGACUCCGUCGCUAGUGAAAACCAGCCUUAAGCAGUGGUGAUAUAAAUUUUAUUGUUUUGUGUGAGAGAAUCAUGUUACCUUCUUUAAGUGACACCGGCCAUUUUGUUUUUACGACCUAAACAGAGUUCUGGUAUGUCCACCUUAAAACAGUUCGUAUUACUAGUAUGGAGUUUUCACCCGACAGUAGCAUGGUUGCAGUUGCUGGCUGGGAAGGUUCGUGGCAUUCAUACAGAAAGGUACGGAUGAUGGAGCUGAGAUCAUGGUCUUUUCAACUUUUUAAUUUAUCAAUGGCUAUUCACAGAUGGACGUGCAUUUUAAACUAAGGGUAGUUUAAAGAAGUUAUUUCCUACAGUAAUUAAUUUUAAAGCGGUCUUAGCGGGAAAAACUCCCGUGAUUUUGUAUUUCCCAUCCCAAAUAAACAUAAGAAACAUCAAAUCAAGCUUUGCCCUUUUUCCGGUUUAGAGCGGUUUUCAUUUGAGUGUCGAAAAGUAAUUGGUUUUGCACUUUCUACACGAUGCGAUUGGCUUAAAAGAUUCGCGCCACCUUUUCAUCCAAUCAGAAGUAAAACCAAAGCCAAUUGUGACGCAUUUGCGUCAGCCACAUGUAAUUACUUCGAGUUUUGAUUGGUUCAAUGUAUUGUCUGUGUCCUAUGUGAUUGGCCAGAGUAAUUACUUUGGUUUUGGUUUUACGACACUCAAACGAAAACCACUCUAAACCUAACAAGGAGAGAGUUUAGUUCAAAGUGCCGAGGACCCAGUUGGGUCAUCAGCCAAACUUAUUAUCGAAUGUCUUUUUUUUUUUGUCAUUCCUAUUUCAGAAAUUUAAAAGCGAAAGACUGUUAUGGGAAGAAUUUCACCAUAGCAAAACGUCUGACAGGGUUUCUGGGAAUUUGCCAGGAUCGUUGUUGAGUUGGUCCUCUGAUAACAGGUUUAUCAGGUAAUGUUUGCUUCUUACAUAUUCACAUGUUCUGAAAACAGAGUCGACGAAUGUCUUGAUAACACCAUUAACAGUUUAUUUUGACAUAAUCAAUUUUGGAGAAAACAGAGUGUAAAUAAUGUUUUAUGCAAAUGAAUGUUUCACUUUAUUUUUAGAUAAACCAGAAACACUAACUAAUAAAAGGUUGGCAUACUUUGGGCACCAGUGAAGCGACUUUUACCUGAAAAGUAUUUUUUCUUUUUCUUUUUCAGAAUAACACUAUGUAAGGAUAAUAAAUCUUGUUUGUCAACAUUUGAUACUCAAACGUCUGUUACCACCGUGACCCCACUAGAUGGUAUAGUGAAAGGAAUGGCAAGUUUUAGGUAUAAUUUACUAUCAUUUUGUUGUUGACAUUGAGCAUCAUCCAGGGCCAAGUUGUUCGAAGGUCGAUUAGCGCUUAACCCGGGGUUAAAUUUAACCCGGAUUUCUUUUUCUUGUGUUCAAAAGUAUUUUCUAGGUCAAUUUUCUCUGUUAUUUUAAGAGCUUCCAAUCAUCAACUUGUAGACGAAAAGAAUUGAAACUGAAAUGUUUUUUAUGCUUUCAAAUCUGAAUUCAAAUUAGUACUAACCCUGUGUUAUCUUAACCCAGCUUUGAACAACUCGGCCCUUUAUAAAAUUGGUAGCACGACCAUUGGCAAGAAUAUCUGGUCUCUAUCUCUCUACAAAAUUCGGUUGUAACAUGACUGUCCCUCUUUUCUUUCGCACCACAGAUGUGAUACUGUGUUAGAUAAGAAGACACUGCCGUUUUUCAAAGUUAAUCAAGGUCAAAAUUACCACAUACCAGUGUCACGUGUCUGUAUGUUUGAUCAGGUGUUCGACGCUAUUGCGAUCAUGGCUUUUAGACUUCCUUUGACGAGUUAAAAAUUUUUAUUGGAUCGCGUGCUCAAGUAUUAAAAGUAUUAAAAGUUAUUGUUUCUAGUAAAAUUAAUAGUUAGUAUUUCACCGGAACUCCGCUUUUAGGCUUGGCUAAGUGGGAAACAUAUGAUAUCUCAUCAUUACAGGGGACGUUCAUGUGAUUACAGUCUGUGUUUCCUAAGAUCGAAAAAGUGUUUUGCCGUACCAUGGCCGAUAGACGAAAAUGGUAAGUUUUUAUUACUAUCGACUUCAUUUAAGUAAAAGCUACCGUGGUGCUGGUUAUUAUUACUCUGUAAAUCUCCACAUGAGAGAAGAAGCUAUGCAAAUUUGGAACGAAAGAAAGCGUUUACAUAUUCCCACAGGAUUUGUUUGGAAGACCAACAUGGCCACUGUUGUUUUGCUUUGGGACACCAAUAUGGCAGGCUUGACUUCAUGUGAAAAGGCUCUUUACUAACUAGUCCGUAAAGGUCACACAGUGAUCCUAACUACACAUUAAUAGUCUUUUUUCAGUUUGUUACUUUGGGAUGGUAUUACCAUGAAAUAAGACAUUUUUCUUAAUGAGCGGACCAUCUGUUUGUUUGUUUAUAUCUUCUACCAGGUCCAGUUCAAAAGAUCGGUUCUGCUUCCAAACAACCUAGAAAGCUAUUACAAGAAGAAGAGUCAUUGGAGGGCUCCAUAGCUGUAGAGCGCUCAGCUGAUGGGGGAGUCACACUGAAGUGGAGGCGUACCUCUCGAAAUAUCCUUUCUUUACUGAGGGAUAUUAGCAAAAGACAGUUGAAUAAUACUGGUGCUGAUCAAUCAUCCAAUGCUCAGCUAUGUCCACCAAUACACUAUAGUGGAUUCGACAGUGAGAUCAAACAAGAUAAAUUUGGGUUACGAAAUUUAAGUCAUAGUGGAGAUGGCAUCAUGAAAACUCAGGAUGGUGAUGAGAUUAACUCGCACGCAAAAACGGGCGACGACAGUUGCAAAACUAUAGAACUUAACUCUGCUGAGGCUCUUGUGAGAUUGGAUUUCAGAGAAAUCAAACAUAGUCGUUUAAACGAUACAGGGGAUUCCUUGUGUGAAAUGUCUUUGGACGUCCUUGUUGGUGACAUUGCUUCAGAUAUCCCUCAAGAAGACAUGUCUUUGUUGACAAAGGAAGUUGCUGAUGAGGGUAAAAACGAGGAAGCAUUUCCGUCGUCUGAAGGAUCUCCUGCAAAUAAAUGUCACUUUAGAGCCAAUGAGGAGUAUGAAUUUAGUUACUUACAAGCACCGUUCAUCAACCCAAAGUUAUUUCAAGCGUCUUGUUUAAACGUCCCCUCCUUUUUAUCGGACAGUAGUACUCAAUUAUUAAAUUCCACAAACUACAUUGUAGUAGCUGUCUUGCCGCUGCUGGCGUACGUGUAUCAUCGGACAAGUGAAGAAUGGAGAACACUGCUGUUUUCGCGGGCAGUCAAGUGCUGCUGUAUUUCCAACGGUAAGUGUUGCGUUUAGCUCUUCAUAUCUUGAAUGUUUAAAAUGAGGUGGCGAGAGUAGAUGUGUGCUCUUUUGCUCUGUAUUCUGACGCCUUGUGAUUGGCUGAAAUAGUCUGCACCCGUUUCUCCACCAAUCAGAAGUAAGUCUAACACCACUCGUCACUUGCCGGCAAUUGUUUUGCCGCCCUUUUCAUCGGUUACAGCAAUUGCUUCCAAAUACGAACGCUUCAGUGACCUUGAUAUUUUCUUCGUUCUGCUCAGAUAUAUACAUGGCGCUUCUCACAAAAGAUGGUGGGAUUAGAAUUUGGUGUUUAGAGACCAUGAAAAUGCUGUGUUUUAAAGAUGAAGUUCUCUGUGAUAGUGAAAGUGAAUUCCAGAGGUAAGUAAGAACAGCACUACUAGUUUCUGCUACGUUGGCCGUAUUUACAUUAGCGGACUUCGCAGACGUGUAGACGCUUUAAAAAUUUGCUUAGCUGCGACGUUACAUAUUGAUGACGUGUUUGGGUAGUACUUCUGAUUGGCUGAAUAAAAUUUCCCACGCGGCGCGACCAAUCAGAAGCACUAGCCAGAUCUGGGUAGAGACACGUCAUCAGUAUGGAAUUUCGGCGCUCGUUCCUCAGACGUCAUCUCGCGGGGAAACCGCUGGUAGCGUCAUGAAAUGUCGCUGUUUUCUCAGGCUAAACCAGAACGUGAGUAAGUUUCCUCUCAUUUAGUAGUCCGGGUAAAGGAAGAUUGUGCGGAUCGAGUAGAUUUUUCUGAUUAUUUUCUAAUCAUAAUUUACUGUUUACUUCCUGUUCCUUUAGAUGUAUCAUAUCCGGAAAUCCGUUUGAACCGCAAUUAAACAUCAUUAGACUGAACAAGACAGGCUGUGGAGAAAGAAUACGAAUUUGCUUUCAGCCAGGUACGUCACCAGGACGCGUAUUCUCUAAAGAUGGUGAACGUUGACACAUGGUUAAGAGACAAUUUUAUCAAAUCUUCCCUGAGAGCACGCAUCUAGAGUUAAUGAAACAUUCUUGAGCCUUUUCUCAGAGACCCAUUAAGACUAACCCAAAAUAAAGUCCAAAACCCACAAUUGUGAGUUAAAUUUGUAACCUUUUGUUUGCGCCAACCGGCCGUCAUACGCAGACGUUUUAGUCCCUCUCUCCUGUGACUCGUGCAGCCCAAUCCCAGCAACAACUUUGCAUUUCACCCACAGACUCACGAGGGAAAAGUCCCGGGUAGGCCGCUGCGGGUUACUCCACUUAUAAUGGAAAUGUGAUCAAAUUAAAAUGAGAGAUUAUAUGGACAGGCGGGUUAUCCCACCUACCUGGGGUUCCCCACCUCCAUGUAAACAGGCCCUUAGUUUAGUUUCUGCACAUGUUUAAUUUCAGAUCACGGAGGUGCUUGCGUGACGGUGAAUCGCUUAAGGGUUUGUUAUCCAGAUCUUCUAAGCCACGCGUGUUCAACAAAGUUGUGUGGCUCUAUCGGGCAUAUGAUCAUCUUCAAACAGAGCUCCUCCGGGGAUCAUCAACACAGAACAGCUGGCCAGGAGUGCGAUGAUUCCACUCCCUCGAAGUGGAUAAUAAUUGUUCCAGGUACGAAAAGACGAGCUUGUUAGCCGUUGUUAAUAAACGCGUUUGGGACAAGCAUCUAUUAGUGUUUACGAUACGUUGGCUUAUGUUGUCCUGUGCUAUAACAUGCUCUUAACAGCGUGAUAUACCUGUGUAGCUGAUAUUCGAGAGUACACCCUUAAUAACUCUCGGUUUGCAGCCACGUGACAAGUCGGCCAUGGAGGUGGCCAGUACAAUAAACAAUUUGUUUUAAAGAAUUUACAUAAAAACGGAAUUUAGUUCCCAGAGGAGAGAAACACUUUUGUUCCUGAUCAUCAACAUGGGCGCCAUGACGUCACUUGCAAACCAGCCAUAAAUGACAUUGCUUCUUAAAAAUUAAGGACAAAGUAGCUUAAAUUUGUUAUUUUAUUCUCUGGUAAACAAUGCAUGUUUCAAUCUGUUAUCUGUUAUUUGAUUUACUUUAUUUACAGAACUUGGAAUUAGCCAGAAUUUCGUUGAAGACAGAGAAUGUUCCUUAGAGGGAUUUGUAAUUCGUCACCAUAACGAUUUAUGCAAACUAAGCAGCUUGGCAGCGAUGAAACGAUAA
Molecule: messenger RNA, 16366 nt
Organism: Porites evermanni
Lineage: Eukaryota; Metazoa; Cnidaria; Anthozoa; Scleractinia; Poritidae
Source: the annotation of a GenBank genome assembly